Molecule: messenger RNA, 1953 nt
Organism: Thlaspi arvense
Lineage: Eukaryota; Viridiplantae; Streptophyta; Magnoliopsida; Brassicales; Brassicaceae
Source: the annotation of a GenBank genome assembly
AUGGGUGAAAAAGGAGGAUAUCAGAAGAAAAGCACGAAAACUCGCCAAGAUAUCGUCGAAGACGGAUUCGAUGACGAGAUUGACGCCUUUCAUAAACAGUCGGAUAUUGUUCCUUUGGAUGUUAACGAUGACACUGAUGAAUCAGACGAUGAUGGUGAUCAACCAGUUUUUGAUUUAAAGGGUGUGGAUGAUGAUAAUGAUGAAGAUGAGGAUGAGGAGGAUGAAGAUACAGAAGAAAAAGAGGAAUCCGAAAAUGGACUUACUGCGAAAAUGAUUAGGCAAAAUAAAUAUCUGCGAGCUAAGUUUGGUGAUGUUGAUGAUGAAAUGGCUGAGGACGAUAAGGAUAAAGAUGAGAAAAAAGAAACGGGCAAAUGGCGCCAACGCCAUGGUGGUGAUAAUGUUGAUUAUGAGAUCCAAAGUGAUGAUGAAGACCUUAUAGCUGAAGAAAAGGAGGCGAAAAGACUACGGGCAGAACAACUAGAAUCCAUUACACCUGCUGAUGCUGGGUUAGAAGAUGAUAGUGAAGAAGAGAGUGACAGAGAACUAACCAUGGAGGAAAUUUCUGUAAAAGGCAAGAAGGCUACAAAGUCGAUCACAGAUAAGAAAGAGAAGGAUGACAAGGAUACACAUGUUGAAGAGAUCAAGAAAGACUUAAACUCGUUGUCAAAAGAAGAGCAAAUGGAUGUAGUGUAUAGUUCUGCUCCGGAAAUAGUUGGUCUUUUAUCUGAGUUGAAUGAUGCAGUCGACGAGCUUGAGAAUAAAAUAAAUCCUGUUAUGAGUAAGUUAAAGGAAGUAGGAGUUCCGUUGAAUGGUGCAACAAAGUACUUGGAGGUUAAGCAGCUUCUGCUACUAACCUAUUGCCAAUCUAUAACAUUUUAUUUUCUACUCAAGUCUGAAGGACAGCUCAUCCGUGAUCAUCCGGUCCUUGCCCGUCUUGUAGACAUCAAAGCUUUACUGGAUAAGAUCAAAGAACUUGAUGGAGAGCUUCCCCCUGGAUUUGAGGAGUCUCUGUCGAGAAGUAUUGCUAAUGAAACAGAGCAAAAGGUGGUCAAAGAAGAUGCACCUGAUUCUUCUUCGGUAGUUAAAAUUACACAAGACACAGUCGGGCCGAUGAAAAUUGACAAGAAGAUAAAAGGAGAGAAACGCAAGCACCAGAAUGAUAAAGUUGAUAUGCAGAGUGAGGAAAUGUUGAAACUUCGAGCUGCUCUAGAGGGAAAGUUAAGAAACAAUGGAGUUUUUGGUUCUACUGUUUCCAAGUCUGAUAAAGCUCAAAAACGUCAGAAAUUAGCUAAUAGGAAGCUAGAGACAUUCGAUGAUUAUGUGGAUGAUGCAGACAACAGCACACCUGAUGUACCAGCUGAUAAGCUCACCAAGCUUGUGUCCACCAAACGGAAGCCAAAGACUAUAUCUGGAGACGAUGAUUUACCGCAAAGGGAUGAUAUUGGAGAACGGCGUAGAAAGUUUGAGCUCAAAGUUUUGGCUGGAGCUGGUGUGAACUCAGAGGAAGAUGGCAAGAAUGAAAGUGGGACAUUUGCAUCAGAAGAUGACGACAAUGAUGAUGAUGAUAUUGACAUGGUUGAUAAUGAUGGCGAAUCAGAAGAAGGCUCAGAAGAUGAAUUCUACAAGCAAGUGAAACAGACACAUCAAGCUAAACGGUCUGCCAAAGCAGAGAUCUAUUCAAGGAAACCAUCAUUUCCUCCCUCGUCAUUACCAGAAAGCGUGGAUGGGAAACGAUUUAUUUCAAACGAGAUGAAUAAGAACAGAGGAUUGACUCGACAUCGCAACAAGGACCUAAAGAACCCGAGAAAGAAGUACCGGGUAAAGCACCAGCAGAAAGUCAUCAGACGCAAAGGACAAGUCAGAGACAUCAGGAAACCUUCGGGUCCAUCAUAUGGAGGAGAAGGUUCCGGUAUCAAUCCCAACAUAAGCCGGAGCAUCCGAUUCAAGAACUAG